AUGCUGUUGAAGCUGACGGAUGUGGUUCUGGACAAAUUGGGAAAAACUCUACCAGCAAAAGUUGAUCUUCGGAUGGUGAUGGAUCUCCUUUCUUUAUCACUGGUUCAGUCCUCUCUAAACGAGUUUUUUAAUAAAGAAGUGUAUUGGCAGCGGCUGAUGACCAAACAUCUUUGGAUCGAUCGGAAAAUGUUUCGCUCCAAAGAUGAUAUACUUUUUUUACUGAACAAUACACCAAGUUGUCCACAAGAAACAUUUGAUUACGGAGAGAAAAUCCUGAGAUUUGCCACAUUUUCAAACGAUGGAUCGAUGCUUGCUGUCAUUGGAAACGAGUGUAGAUUAUGGGUAUAUCGAGAGGAAGAAGAGAUUUUAUUCGUUCAGCUUCAUGAAAAAAGAAGAUGGAAUAAAGUGCUUUCUGUUGAAUUUUCUCCAGAUGACAAUCAUAUUCUAAUUGUUGGAUUUAUGGAAGAAAUUCUAGCGAUGCGUCGGAAAAAUGAAGCAUGUGUGUACGAACUUGGAGAAGAUCAUGCGCGUCUCCAUUCAUUUAAUUACCUUGAUCAGGGAAUGCUCAGUACAUGGUUGGACAAUAAACACAUUUUAUAUAUGUCGAAUAAUGGAAUGAGAGACAGAAUGCGAAUUUUCAUCAGCUCCAUUGAUAUCUCCUCCGAGAUUAUGAUUUUCCCAAUUCUCACGUUUAACACUCGUGUCACUAAAAUUUUGGUAGCCCAGCAUGUUUCUCCAAGGACCCGCAAAAUCACACAAAUCGCAGAUCAAGCACAAGAAGAAGGGAAAACUCUUUCCCAAAAAUUGUUCGAAAUCGGACUGGAGUCAGGAGUCGAUGUGAAUAACAUGCAAGAGCUGCGAGCCAUUUUGGAUCAAGAGUCGCAGUGUAUGCCAUGCUACAGAUUGCACUCUCAUCAUGACGCCGUUUCCCAGAGAAAUUGUUCAUGUCAGUGUCAUCACAACACUGACAAACUUCUUAUUUUCCAUGGAAACGACGAUCGUUUACAUAUCAAAGUGAUUACUCAUCGACUUCUUGAAAGAGCUAAGCAAGCUUGGAGACAACGUGGUGACGUGGAAGAGGAUGCUGACCAGAACCGCCUAUUCUCUCCACUGCUACAUUGUACAUCAUUUGAUACCGUGGAUCAUGUUUUUCGAACUGGGUUUUCUCUAUUGAAAAGCUCCAUGUGCUUUUCUCCAGAUCACAGAUAUCUUUAUGUUACCGGAACUCGAGAAGCUGAAAAACCUAAAGAUCCAAUAAUGGAGAUUAAACCAACUUGUCUUGAUCUCGAAACAAUGGUAAUUAAAAGCACACCGGAUUUUUCAAUUCACCCGUGGGUAGAAUAUGAUUAUAGUGCCUGUAUCACUGCAAACAACGACUUUGUAGCUUUAUUCACUGGAAAGGAUGUAUUACUAUGGUCAUCAUUUCAUCGUGGAUAUCCAACAAAAAUUUUGUCGGAUUUCAACUGGCCUAUUUCUUCCGUUGCUCUCCAUCCACUGAAAAAUGAACUCGUUGCUACUUGCCAAACGGAACUUCGCUAUUUUCAAAGCCCAGUAUUGAAAAUUGAAAAUAAUUCAACACAAACUUGA
Caenorhabditis briggsae is the source of this 1587-nucleotide messenger RNA. Bases 1 to 1587 code for a protein of 528 amino acids. The record is from RefSeq and is a predicted model, not a curated record. The transcript has 10 exons. Gene Ontology annotation, molecular function: protein binding. Lineage: Eukaryota; Metazoa; Nematoda; Chromadorea; Rhabditida; Rhabditidae.